Messenger RNA from Copidosoma floridanum, 4402 nucleotides. It is a transcript of the gene trio, whose product is annotated as trio Rho guanine nucleotide exchange factor. Gene Ontology annotation, molecular function: protein binding; guanyl-nucleotide exchange factor activity; protein kinase activity. Gene Ontology annotation, cellular component: cytoplasm; extrinsic component of membrane. Gene Ontology annotation, biological process: protein phosphorylation. NCBI's taxonomy places the organism in Eukaryota, Metazoa, Arthropoda, Insecta, Hymenoptera, Encyrtidae. The record is from RefSeq and is a predicted model, not a curated record.
AUGCAAAAAUUCACCGUCUCCCUGCCAUUGUCUGUUUCAGAAAUCAUCGGGAGCGACGGAUGCGGAGCCGCCAACACAAGCUCUCCCGGUAACAAGAGACGCGGCUUCAGCGGGCGCAAGUGGCUGCCGCCACCUCUGCGAAAGCUGAGCCAGAGCAAGGUCGACAAGUCGUCGGAGCGGCCUCCGCCGCCCCCACCCCCGCCGCCCCCGAGCUCGGCCAAGAAGAGCAGCGGCCUGGACAAGCUGUUCAAGCUGCCGUCGUCCGGUUCGAGCGACAAGGCCCCCGGCAGUCUGGCGACCCCACCCGGCCCGGGAUCAAAGUCGGCCCCGAGUGGUACAGCCGCCCCGAGAGCAACGAGCUUGGCAUCACCGGCGCCCCGGCAGACUAGCGACGCCGAGGAACCCCCGGCACCUGGUGCGGUGGACAGCGGCGCCGAGGACAACGGCUCGGGCCAGCAGAACGGCGCCGAGGACGCCGAGGACGAGCAGCUCGAGCUCCCGCCGCCCAUGAAGCCCAUCGCCGAGCCCAUGCUCGCUACCGGCCCGCCCGCCAACUCCGACGACGAGCUGCCCGGCAAACUCCUCGCGAGCGAGCCCGGAGCGAUGAAGCCGCUCGACGCCACGGCGGGCACGACGACGAGUGCCGACAUCGCCGAGAUCGAGCAGAUCGUCAAGGAGCGCAUGGAGCAGCACACGGAAAAACGGGAGCGCAACAGCAGUAGCGUCUUCCAGCAGCAGCCACAGCCGGCGAUGAGCGUGGAUUCGCCGAGCGCGAGCACGCCCUCGCCCUCGGGAGUGGCAAACAGCGCUGUCUCGUCGCAGGAUGCCGAGGAGUCGUUGCCGCCACCACCGCCUCCGCCGCCGCUCGUGGGGGAUGAUGGCCCCGAGGCUACGGCCCUGGCCAAGCGGCAGUUUGUCAUUCGCGAGCUCGUCGACACCGAGCGCGACUACGUCAACGAUCUCCGUCAAAUUAUCGAAGGUUACAUGGCGCUCAUGCGGAAUCCCGCCACCGAAAUACCUCUGCCCGAGGAUUUGAAGGGCGGCAAGGACAAGAUGGUCUUUGGCAACAUCGAGGCCAUUUACGAGUGGCACAGAGACUGCUUCUUGAAAUCUCUGGAACACUGCCUCGAGCGGCCCGAGGAGCUGGGGCCCCUGUUCAAGCGCUACGAGAGAAAGCUGCACAUGUACGUCGUCUACUGUCAGAACAAGCCCGUAUCUGAGUACAUAGUGUCCGAGUACAGCGAUACGUACUUCGAGGAACUCAGACAGAAGCUGGGCCACCGGCUACAGCUUUGCGACCUGUUGAUCAAACCGGUUCAAAGGAUUACCAAGUAUCAACUGCUGUUGCGCGAGGCGCUCAGGCUUACGGAGCGCACGCAGCGCCAGUCCGAGAUCGAGGGCCUCAGAGCUGCGGCUCACGUCAUGAGGGUCAUACCCAAGGCCGCGAACGACAUGAUGGACGUUGGAAGAUUGCAGGGCUUUGACGGAAAAAUAACCGCGCAAGGUAAGCUGUUACUACACGGGCCGCUAAUGGUUGCCGAGCUAUCGUCGCUACCAAGCCGGGGAAGGGAAUGGCAAGUGUUCCUGUUUGAGCAAAAUAUCAUCUUCAGUGAGGCGGUCGGUAAAAAAACGCAAUUCACCAGUCCCGCCUACAUAUACAAAGCUCACAUUCAGGUGAACAAAAUGAGUCUGGAGGAUUCACCGGAAGACCCAGAGAAAUUUAUAAUCCGCUCGACGGAUCCACGCAAGCCUGGACUCGGCUUCGCGUGCAACUGCUGCCCGACCUCGAGCGACGACACGAGUAGUGGCAGCGGUAGCGGCAGCACUACCUCGGCAAAUAAUUUGCCGAGACGCCAGGAAUGGGUCGAUACGAUUACCUCGAUACUACAGACGCAACGCGACUUUCUCAAAGCGAUACAGUCGCCUAUCGCCUACCAAAAGGAACUUACCAAAGAUCCACUAAUCAAAUGUUUUAAGGGGUGUCAGUAUUGCCGCGGCGCUACGCCCGAGUCUACGCCAUCGCCACGUUCACUUCCCCCGACGAACAGCAAAGAUCGGCCGGAGCCGGCCGGAAGUACCAGUAGCAGUAGUUGCAGCAGUCCGGCCCGGAAGCAGCAGCCGGUGCAUCGCUCCCACACCGGUGGGCCCCUGGAUCCAGGAGUGAACGACCUGCCGAGAACCCCCAGUCCCACGAAGAGCAAACUCAACUUUCUCGAGGGCUUUCGGAACACGCUGCGCGCCCGCUCGCCCGUCCGCAUCGGCUCCGUACCGGUCGCGCCUGGCGCCCGAGUGAGGCUGACGGCGGAUUGGGGCGCGUUGCGGGCCGGCGACGAGAUAGUCGUCCGUGGUCUCGAGAACAACGGCCUCGUGGUGACGCUCGUCGAGCACCCGAAGCAGGAGCACUGGAUACCCGCGAGCCUCAUACCAAACUCGUCGGUGAGUCGCGCCUGGUCGUUCAGGCCCCGCAAGCCCAACGUGGACGUCAAGCACGAGCACCACUUGGGUAACAAUGCGAUGCAACACCUCGGCGCCGGGCCGAACCACAGCAGCGGCACCGGUGGCCGGCAUCCCUCGUCACCUCCUUGCGUUUCUGGCGCGCCCACGCCCAUCAAGGCCAACUCGGGGGAGAUCGCCAGGCUGGCCGUCCAGGUAUCCCAGGCCGAGGGAGCGCUGGUGGCUUGGCGACGCGAGGGUCAAGACCGGGACAUCCAGGAGAACGAGCGGUACAGGCUGCGCCAGAGCGCGGGCUUUUUCUACCUGGAGAUAACGAGGUGCAGGCCCGCGGACUCGGGGGCCUAUCUCUGCAGCGUGAGCUGUGACAACGGUUCCUGCUCGGCAAGGAUAUACCUGACAGUCGCUGGUGGCACAGGAAUGACGUGGGCGCGCGUCCUAGAUUGGGAGGUGGACAUGGGCCAUGGGCGCAUCGAGGUGGAUUGGGAGCCCGAGGAGGUCGGCAGGUGCGACGUUGAAUACCGAUCCGCACCGUCGGCCAACUGGACGACGGCCCUCGAAGACAUCGAGAGCCCGCCUGUGGUACUAGAGCUACUCCCGGGGGCGAGUUACAGCUUCCGAGUCGUCAGCAGGAGUAAUGGCAGCGUUACCUCGGCCUCGCCCAUUGUCAACUUGCCUCUGGGUGAUGCCACUUCCUGGGAGUCGGAGCAAUUCGUGGCGAGGUACCUCGAGCUCGAUGAGAUCGGCAAGGGCAGGUACGCGGCCGUGCGGAGAGCCAGGGACCGGGGCACCGGCCAGGAGGUCGCGCUCAAACAGACGCCGAGGCAGAAGCAGUCGAGGUCGCUCACUCGAGCGGAGUACGAGCUCCUCGCGUCCACUCAUCACGGCAACAUCGUUCGAGCCUUUGCUCUCUUCGAGAACUCGACGCUUGGCGUUGACACUAUCGUCCUGGAACUCGUGCGGGGACCAAUGCUGUUUCAGUUCUUGAGCAAGAAGACCGAGUAUACCGAGGGCAUGGCCAAUAAGUUUGCGAAUCAGUUGUUAUCGGCGCUGCAGUGGCUGCACCAGCGGAAUAAGGCUCAUCUCGAUCUGAAGCCCGAGAACGUGCUCGUCGACCAAGACACGGGCAUCGUCAAGCUCAUCGAUUUUGGCGAGGCGGUGCGCGGCCCGGUGGACGAGGUCGUCGCACCCCCGGCUGAUCUCGAAUUUGCUGCUCCAGAGUCCGUCCUCGGCAGACCGUCCGGACCUUACACCGACAUGUGGGCCGUCGGUGUUUUCAUUUACGUCCUACUCAGUGGUCUUUCACCCUUCUUAGACGACUCCGUCGAAGAAACAACGACAAAUAUUUUGAAAUGUGAUUUUUGCUUUCCCGACGAGUAUUUCGAGACCAUAUCAAACGAAGCCAAGGACCUGCUGAGCCGGCUGCUCUGCUUGAGGAUCGAAGAUCGAGCCAGCGCGCAGAUCUCAUUGUCUUCUCCGUGGUUCAAGGUUUCUAAAGGUGCUACAAUACCCUCGACGAGAAUGGCAGCUUUCACGGAGCGACGGGCGCACUGUUCGAAAUCGCAUCGAGAUCAUCGCAAUAGUUUUUACUCUUGAGUCAUAAUACGUUUUAGCUAAUUUUAUCAAAUGCGCGAUAUUAUUAAUAAUAUUUUAUUAUCACACUCCUGUAUAUAUAUAUAUAUGCGAAAAAAGAAGAAAAAAUGAGAUGUGUUGAAAUAUUUUGUAAAUUAUGCGGUUACUUAUUUUCUUCCAUUCCAUGUGUCACGCAAAACCAAUUAAUUAUUGUACUUGAGAGAAUGUACGUAAAAUCUUUUAUCUUUUUUGUUUUUUCAUAGUCACAUAAGAGAAUAAUUGUUUAGCAAUGUAUGUUAAUGAAUUUUUCAAUCUUUGAUUUAUCUACAGUGUCGAAUGGUGAUAUACACUUGAUAAAUAAAUGAUACGUAUUUUUUAA